Durotheca rogersii is the source of this 6786-nucleotide messenger RNA. RefSeq lists its product as uncharacterized. Gene Ontology annotation, cellular component: Set3 complex. The coding region runs from base 288 to 6359 and encodes 2023 amino acids. Gene Ontology annotation, biological process: regulation of transcription by RNA polymerase II. The transcript has 4 exons. The record is from RefSeq and is a predicted model, not a curated record. Lineage: Eukaryota; Fungi; Ascomycota; Sordariomycetes; Xylariales; Xylariaceae.
GUGUUUUCAAGAUCUUCGAUUUCAGCCUCUUCACACUUCUUGCUACUCUCAACGCUCCAUCUCGAGACUACACACCAGACACGGAAUUACCUGCCUCGAGCGAGGCGCUCCGAGCGUUGCACCCUCGCUCCUGAAUCCUGAGCCUGUCCUCAACCUUAUCGUCGUCCCGCACCAUUACAGUUCGGCUAGUGGUCUCAUGCCGCAAGUCAUACGCGUCAUUCCCGAACUCCAUGAAAACUACAUAAGCCGGCAUUCGCACAACGGGCGUCUUUAGCCCCUUGCCAGUCAUGGCUUCCCGAUACUCCGGAUCGCGAUAUGACGGCGACUCGCGCCGAUCUAGGUCUCGAGAUCGCUCACCGGACCGGAGAUCUCUGUACAGUGAUGGUGGGCCCCGUCGCUCCUCUGCGGAAUCUCGGUCGAAUAGCUCAGCCUUCCAGACGAAUCGAGAUUCCUUUCGAGAUGCCCUGCCUAGAGAUACGCCUCGAGGGCCGAAAGCCUUGCUCGAUGCUCCCAGUGGACCUCGCGGAGGCGGAUACUCGGGCGAUUUUCGGGGCAGAGGUCGUGGAAGAGGCCGGGGCUGGCGGGACGAUAGCCGAGACCGUGGAAGAGACCGUGAGAUUGACUUCAGGGAUCGGAGGGAUAACUCGUACCGCGAUGAUCGUAGCCGAGAGCGAGAUCGUGGGGAUUGGCGAGAUCGUGAUCGCGACAACUUCAGAGCGCGGCGUCCGUCGCCUCGCGGACGUUCGCCUCCCGGGAGGGAUUUCCGGGAUGUACGUGACUUACGGGAUGCUCCGUUAGGCGUAGAUGCCGAGCGAGCACGACGCGGGUCAAGGGAUGGGCCACUCUCUGCUGGAUCGUCUUCGUCGGACCCGCCAUUCGGCCCUUCGUCGUAUCGUGGCGCCUACGGAAAUCGAGGCCGCGGUAGAGGCCGCGGAGAUUGGGAUCGCGGGCGUGGGCGGAGCUUCUACGAUGACCGUGACCGGUACGGCUCGGCCUUUAGGUCUCGCUCCCAAGAGGGGCGGUACCGCGACCGCGACGAUCGCGAUCGCGAUGGUCGAUACCUCGACGCAGACCUGCGCUCGCGUGAUCCCAGAGACGACCGAGACGCGAGAGAUCGCGAUGUUCGGCCUAAGCUUGAGAGGGCCUCACACGAACCGCCAUUGCCGCUGGCCAAGGACGUUUCGCCGCCUCCCGUCGCCCCGGCUGCUCCAUCAUUCGGGUCGGUGCCUAAUAGAACUGCAUCGAUUACUGACAUUGGGUCGGCUACAGGCAAAACGCCACCUACAGGACCCAGGGCGCUCAAGGACGAACGAGCAACGUCGGCUGGAUCGAUUCCCCAUAUUGAUACGAGGAUGCCGCCUACGGGACCGUCCAGGCCGUUUCUAGAAAUGAGCCCGUCCUCGAUUCCCUUUGGACUGCGGUCCCAAACGCGCCCAGGCCCCUCGAGCAAGCAAUGGAUCAACCCGAAUAUUAAGAAUCGCGUUCCCGAGUCCCCGAAGUUAAAUCGGUCGCAGAGCUUCGCCCAGCCACGGCCCCCUGGGUUACGCCCGGAGGGGGGGCAUUCGGAUCAGCAGGGUGAUAGCAACCAACGGCCACACAGUAGCGAUGCAAAAUCCGACUCUCAGUUAUCUGCUACGGAUAGGCUGGUCCGUGAGCCGCAUGGCAUCGACGUACGCGAGGAGCCUUGCAAAACCGAACCGAGACCGCCAUCUGCCGGUUCAUCUUUCGGACGGGAACCCAAACUCAAGGACGUUUCCGGCCUAAUCAGGGAUGAAGAUAUCGUGGCAGAGCGGGCAGGUAAUCCGGCCGCCGAGACCUCGAUCGCCGACCCGAAGGCGCUGCCGGUCACGAACGAGGCGAAAUCGAAACCGCAUCGGCGUCCCGCCCUCAAGGUUACGGCUAGACAUAUCUCCCUACCCCGAAAAGAAGCAAGGCCGCCUAUCCUGGAUCAAUCAUCGGAAUCUGACGAUGAAGAAUUCGGCGACGUUAUCGAGUCCGGCAUGGCCGAGGUUGAGAAAAAGUUAAAGCAACUCAGGAGGAUUGAAGACGUGCCGGUUGAUGUAAUAUCACGUUACGCAGCAAUAUCGCUCGAGGCUAUCACCAAGAUUAUGAAUGGACCCGAAGGCCUGGAAGAAAUGGUUGGUCCGAUCCCGGAUGCCGUUCCUCCAAGCGGAAAAACACCAACAGAGCCAGAGAGUCGACGAGCACCUAGUGUAGGACCUAAAGUGCCCGAGAAUGUCGAAGCGGAUAUCAAGGUCAAGAGCCGCUCUCCUGAGGUCAAAGAGUCACCGUUGGAAGCUGCAAAUGCCAAGGCUGAGCUUCCGCAACCAUCUAUCGAGCAGGAUAUCGACAUGCCAGCACCCCCCGAGCCGCCACCUGCGGACCCCAAGCCUAAGAAUGACGACGGAGAUGUAACUAUGGAGGAUGUGUUGGAUGCUCGUCCUGUAGACUCGGAAUUGCAACGCCCGCCGGAAACGCAGCCGUCAAUAUCUCGCAGACAAUCUGAUAACGCAUCGGGUGAGGAAUCCCAGGUGCAGUCCCAGGAGGUUGUUAAAGGUGGGUCGCGCGCGAUGUCCGUGCCGGGAGACGAUGAGGACGAGACAGACGUCGAGGACAUAGACUCUCAGUCUAUUGAGAUUGUCCGCGAACAUAAGGCAACCCCCCCCCUCGAGAGUUUGCCCUACUUCGACGAGAAACCAUGGUAUAAGGACGACGUUUUUCUGAGGUCGAUGGAUGCUCCGCAGCCGAGCCUCCAGGCUUUCAUUCUAAAUAGGUUCAAGGACCAAGAUUGGGCCCGGAUGGCGGAUGAGACGGAGAUGAAAGCACGCUACGACGCAAAUUAUACUCGGUACCUUCGAUUUACCCUGUCAGAUGAUCCCGUCGCCCUGAAGAGCCGUGCGAAAUUUACUUGUGUGUCUGGAUCUUCUGAGGCAAGCAGCCAUAAACCCGGUUUCCACGAAUCAAAGCCUGAGGGGACAAGGCGGAGCCGGUACGCGUCAGAGCGCGACCUGGAGAGGAUAUUAGAGGAAUCACGACGUGUAGAAGACGAGAAGAGGGAGCGACAGAUGCAGGCGGAGAGAGAAAGGUAUAGGACCGAGAAGGAGGCGGUGCUUCCUCGUCAGUACCAAGUGCCGGAAGAACGCGAAAAUGAUUUCUACCGCGACGUCACAGGCCUUAUUCAGGCCGAGAAGACCGUGGCGGCCUGGCAGCUUUUGCCGCCUGUGGAUAACUUCACCGAAGAAGAGACGGCCUCGUUCGAAAAGGCCUAUCUCGAGUUCCCCAAGCAGUGGGGCCGAGUUUCCGACCCGCUGCCAAAUAGGGACUUUGGGACCAGCAUCCAAUUCUAUUACCUUAGGAAGGAGAAAAGUCAGCUCAAUCUUAAGGAAAAGCUCAAGAAACGGCCGAGACAGCGUAAAAAGGGCGGCCGGGGUAAGCAACGGUCUAGCGCGCUGGUAUCGGAACUUAGGACUGGGGAUAACGACACGGAAGAGACGCAGGAUACAGGGGAGAAUGGCGAGAGGCGCCGACCUCGCCGUGCGGCCGCUCCUACCUUCAACUCGGAGGCCACCCCUGCCACAGACGGCGAGGGCGGGACGCCAAAUGGCACCCCCGGCCGCAGGGGAGCCGGUGCGAAAGGAGACGGAAGCGCCGAUAAGAGCGAGCGCAAGCCGAGAGGCCGCCGAGCUGCGAAGGAUAAGGAACCUAAGCAAUCCCGCGUCAACCAGACUCUUGCUGCCGCUCCGCCUGCGACUACUAAGAGUAACCGUUCGCGGUCGAGCUCGAGAGCUCAAGGCUCGGAAUGGGCCUCGCAACAGACACCAGCCGAGCCCGCCAGAGGCCCGGCCCAAUAUGAGCUGGCUCCCAACACCGCGGCCGUCCAACCCGUGGCUAUAGCUGCCCCAUUCCCACCCGCGCAGGCCGUUAUUACCCCUGAAAGAGGCGUUCCUCCUGCGCCUGCGCCUGCGCCUACGCCUCCUGCUUCGCAACCGGACGCGAUGGCACCCCCGCCGCUGCGCCCGGAACCGCCGCAGCAACCCUCGGUCUCGAUGAUUGAUCUCGGUCAGACGACAACGCCGGACCGAAGGUCAGGCACGCAAGCAUCUAGCUACUGGAGUGUACCUGAAGCCAACGACUUCCCCCAGCUACUCCGAGCCUUUGGGAGCGAUUGGGCGGCUAUUGCAGCACACAUGCGAACCAAGACUCCCGUCAUGGUUAAAAACUACUUCCUACGACGAAAAGAUGCUCAUGACUGGGAGGGAAUCGUCCACGAAGCAGACGGCAGGAAACUUCGAGGAGAGAAGAGACCGGCACCUCCUAUCCCGAGCUCCGGUGUGAAGAAGCGGUACGAACCUCCAAGCAAUCGUCCACUCGCAUCUGCGGACACGAUAAUGGAGGAUGCUCCGGCGCCAAAGCUUGAGCACCAAGCUCCCCAGCCGACGACCGCACGCUUUAAUGUCCCAAUCCCGAUCGCGGCUCAGCCGCAACCGACGCUCAUCCCGUCGUCGUUUGUCGCCCAAGCCCAGCCCCCAAUGGCACAGAGUCAUACCUCUACGCCUCCCGGACCGCAACCUCUUCAACUAGCGACGCAAGCUAGUAUGUCUCCAGUUCCUCGGCCUGCCAGGGCGCCUUUGCCAUACGCCGAGAGAGACCGAGAGCUGCCUACCCAGCAGCCCGCUCGCGUUCCUACCAGUCAGAAGGCUGCGCAUCCGGCGCCCUCGCCAGCACCCGAGCCGCAUUCUAGACACCCUCUGCCUACAGCCAUGGCCGAGCCACAGCCUGAACGGCCGAAAGUCGAGCCUAAAGCGCCAAAGGAGCAACCCCGGCAUCAAGAUCGCCAGCCGCUGCGUGUGAAACAGGAACCGGAUAUGAUCCACCAAUACGAUCACUUCACCCCCCAGGCUCCGGCGAAUCGCAUGGCCCCAUCCCGCGCAGAGAAUAUGUCAUUGUCUCGCCCCCCCGAGCCCCCUCGUGCAACGGUAACUCCACAGGCGCCAUUUGCUACUAUGCUACAACAGUCGCCACAUGGACGGAGUCUGCUGGGCGAGAGCCAUCCCUCCCCGCCGGCCCGUCCCCGUCCGAUCCCGAAUCUGUCUCGGCCGCAAUCCCGUGCCAGCGGUGGGUCGGAGCCGUUCAGUGCUCCACCAGCGCAGCCCGCAGUUCCGGUUGUUGUUCCCGCGCCAUCUCGACCCCCGGAGCGUAAAACGUCCAACUUGAUGGCUCUUCUGAACGACGACCCGCUGCCGGCUCCUCCCAAGAGAGUGACUGAGAUACCUUCAGUGACCAAACCGUCAUCGACACCGCCCCCUCAGUCUAAUCUCUCUCGUCCCCCUCCGCCGCCACCCCCGUCCUCGCAAGUUCGCCGGGAAUCGGCGGUCUCGGACGCCCAAGUUUACGGGUACAGUCGGAAUCCCCCCCCGGCGCCGUCUGCUAUACCGUCUCUGAAGCCGUAUACAUCUGGCUCGCCUCAAGCUCAGCCGGUGACAAUCACUCACCAUAUGCCUCUGGAAGCGGAUCAAUACUACAAUAAUCGAACGCGCUCUUUCCCCUCCGCGCACCAACCCCCGACGGCUGGCUCCCCCCAGGCUGCUCAUCGUUAUCCGCCUCCGAACCAGCCGCCUCCGAUGUCGUACCAGGCCCAACCGUCGUUUCCCUACGGCGCCCAAGUCCCGCCACCCAGUGUUGCGUCCCCUCCACCUCAAUAUGGCGGACAUCCAUCCGUCUCGAGGGGCCACGAGCCCCCUCAGUCUAGUCGAGACGCUGGUUGGCCCGGCGCGCAUCAGAGCCACCAUCUGCAACACCAGUCCCAGCCGCCGCCACCACAGACAGGAGGAGGAUGGCCAUCGCAUCCUCCGCAGCCACCGAAAUCCACGCAGCCUCCGCCGACGCAGUCAGCCUGGGCUGCGCAGCACGCGCCUGCAACUGCGCCAAAACCUCCGCCGCCUAGCAGUUCCGUUCCUCCACAGCCGUCUUGGGCCACGGCCCCGCCACCUCCAAGAGGUCACGACCCCAUGGCGCUUCGUGACGUCCGAGACAUCUACCAGCCUCAUAGGAUGCAAGCUCCCUUGCAAGCACCUUACACACCCGGUUCACGGGCGCCCGAGCCACCGCAGGCACCGGCGGGAUAUCCUCGUUAUGCGAAUACGCCCGUCCCCGGACGAGACCCUCGCGACCCGGGUCCGCCGAGAAGUUAUACUCCCGUGAGCGCUUACGAUAGUAGAGGCUACCCGCCCCCCGGGCAAGAAUUGCGCGAUGUACAACUACGCGAGCAGAUGCAACAGCGCUCAAUCCUACAGCCACAACUGAGGCCUCAGGAUAACAGGCACCUAUACGACCACCCCCCAGAUCGAUAUGGGAGAUAGGGAAACCCAGAUCACAGUAAAGUGCCGGAAGGGUCCUUAAAGGAACCAGUCCUAGUUCUGACGAUUUCCGUCCGGUUAGAUAAGCUUGCGUUAGGCUGGAUGGCUGAACGCCAACCCUCCGCGCUGUCGCGCCCUAUAUAGUGACUUUCCCCCUUGAUGGACGGCUUGGGCGCAACACACACGGCCAUUUUUGUCCCACCAGCCUGACUCAGAUAACCAUACGUACCAGCCCUUUCGGCGCUUCCCCAAUUUUUAUCAGCUUCAUACCGAUGCGCCAUCUUCCCUUACUCUGUUUCGAGGCCGGCCCCAACCCGUUUGAUUCGGUUUGAUAACGUCUUAGCAUUGGUACGAUGCUAUUUGACCAUUGCCUUCCUAUCCCUAAGAGUGCGAGGAGGUAGGGGGUUAGGGUAGUGAGUGGAAAAGGGGA